Messenger RNA from Lonchura striata (white-rumped munia), 3625 nucleotides. The record is from RefSeq and is a predicted model, not a curated record. NCBI's taxonomy places the organism in Eukaryota, Metazoa, Chordata, Aves, Passeriformes, Estrildidae.
GCCUGGGAAUGUGGCGGCGGCGGCGGCUGUGAGCCCUCCCCUCGGCCCGGCCGCCAUGGAGCCGCGGCGGUGACAGCGCCGUUCCGCAGCGCCCGCCGCGAGCGGGGCCGCCGCCCGCGGACAUGGAUGAACAAGAGGCUUUGCAGUCCAUCAUGAAGGACCUGGUGGCACUCCAGAUGGGCAGGCGUCACCGGCUGCCUGGGUAUGACACCAUGAAGAACAAAGACACUGCUCACUCCAACAGACAGAAAAAACACAAUGCCAGCAGUCCCCCCCUCUUGGGCAGCCCUGCAAUAAUGAACCAGUGUGCCUCUGCAGUGGAAGAAAAAAAAAUCCCGAAUGAUGUCAGGAUAAAGUUUGAGCAUAAUGGGGAGAGACGGAUUAUCCCGUUUGUCCGGCCCGUGCGCUACGAAGACGUGCAGCAGAAAGUGAAAACUGCCUUUGGGCAGCCCCUGGACCUCCACUACAUGAACAACGAGCUGUCUAUUCCUUUGAAAAACCAAGAUGACCUGGAUAAAGCUGUGGAUCUCUUAGACAGGAGCUCAAAUGUGAAAAGCCUGAGGAUACUAUUGCUGUCCCAGGACAGAAACCAUACCAGUUCUUCACCCCAUUCUGGACUGCCCAAGCAAGUCAGGAUUAAAACUUCCCAGUCUGUAGGGGAUGUGAGCACACCCUAUCAGCAGCCAGAACCCAGAAGCAGGCAUCUAUCUGUCAGCUCCCAGAGCACGGGCCGGAGCUCGCCCCCGCCCGGCUACGUGCCCGAGCGGCAGCAGCGCAUCGCCCGCCAGGGCUCCUACACCAGCAUCCACAGCGAGGGCGAGUUCAUCCCCGAGACCAGCGAGCAGUGCAUGCUGGACCCUCUAAGCAGUGCUGAAAACUCAGUGUCAGGAAGCUGCCAGUCCUUGGACAGUCCUUCUUUUCGGAAGUCACGGAUGUCAAGGGCACAAAGCUUUCCUGACAAUAGACAGGAGUUCUCAGACCGUGAGAAUCAGAUCUAUGACAAAGCGGGCAAGGGUGGGACCUACCCUCGGCGCUACAACGUCUCCAUGCAGCACAAGGACUACAACGACGGCCGGAGGACGUUUCCCCGGAUACGACGUCACCAAGGGAAUCUGUUCACCUUGGUGCCUUCCAGCCGUUCCUUGAGCACCAACGGGGAGAACCUGGGCCUGGCGCUGCAGUACCUGGACCCCCGGGGCCGCCUGCGGAGUGCCGACAGCGAGAACGCGCUGGGCGUGCAGGAGAGGAACAUUGCCACCAAGUCUCCGAGCGCCCCGAUAAACUGGCGCCGAGGAAAGCUGCUGGGCCAGGGCGCCUUCGGCCGCGUGUAUUUGUGCUACGACGUGGACACGGGCAGGGAGCUCGCAGCUAAGCAGGUCCAGUUCGAUCCAGAGAGCCCUGAAACAAGCAAGGAGGUGAGUGCGCUGGAGUGUGAAAUUCAGCUGCUGAAGAACCUCCAGCACGACCGUAUUGUGCAGUAUUAUGGCUGCUUAAGGGAUCGAGCAGAGAAGACCUUGACCAUCUUCAUGGAGUACAUGCCAGGGGGGUCAGUGAAAGACCAGCUGAAGGCUUACGGGGCCCUGACGGAAAACGUCACCCGGAAAUACACGCGGCAGAUCCUCGAGGGCGUCUCGUACCUCCACAGCAACAUGAUCGUGCACAGGGACAUCAAGGGUGCCAAUAUUCUCCGUGACUCUGCUGGGAAUGUGAAGCUUGGGGACUUUGGGGCCAGCAAACGUCUGCAGACAAUCUGCAUGUCGGGGACAGGCAUCCGCUCUGUCACGGGCACCCCGUACUGGAUGAGCCCGGAGGUGAUCAGCGGGGAAGGCUACGGCAGGAAGGCGGACGUGUGGAGCCUCGGCUGCACCGUAGUGGAAAUGCUGACAGAGAAGCCCCCCUGGGCAGAGUACGAAGCCAUGGCAGCGAUCUUCAAAAUCGCCACCCAGCCCACCAACCCCCAGCUCCCCUCCCACAUAUCAGAACAUUGCCGGGACUUCCUAAAGCAGAUCUUUGUGGAAGCCAGGCACAGACCCUCUGCUGAAGAGCUGCUCAGACACCAGUUUGCACAGCUCCAGUACUGAAUUACCUCCCUUGCUCGCAGCUCCUGCCGGGCUUUCCGUGCCCUGUCUUGUCUAGUUGCAACUGCCCGUUGUGGUGCUGCAUCUUCAAAAUGCCAACUCAGCCAGGCCUAGUCCUUUGGGAAGUUCUGCCAAGGAACUUGGGGUCUGCUCUCGUGCCUGAUUCCUUCGUUUGCUGGACUAACGUUUGUCCUGCCAACAGCUGUCCAAGCAGAGCUGCAUUUUUGCUCUGGGUUGCCUGGAUGUGACGUUGCAGCCUGGCUGCGUGUUUUCUGCAGGCGCAGGAAGGGGAGUCUGACAAGUGUCAUCACUGAUUGAACACGGCAGAAAUCUGAUCCCAGGUGGGAGCUGGAAGAGCUCCACUCUUCAGCAAAACAGAAACAUGCAGCAGCCUCCAGACCAGCUCUGCCUGUGGUGGUCCCUGCUUUUCCUCUCCUGAGGCUCCAGAGGCGUCUCCAGCGCCUGAAUCCAGCCGAAAGCCAUGUGUCACGGAGCAUGCACUCGCUAUAGUAUGGUAUCUUUUUCUUCUUGAGUAUUCAGCAUCUGAAGGUGUUCAGAAGAUACUGAUUCAAAAGUAUGUGAAUAGUGUUAUUUUAUAAUGAACCCGUGGAUUUGGGGCUGGGGGUGAGGGGGGUCUUUCCAGCUAAAUGUCAGGAUAAUCAGAGAAUUUCAGCAGAAUACAAUCACUCCAGGGCCUGAGGGAAGAGCUCUCCCAUUAAUGUUGGAAAAUCUGGAGCUAGGUUUGAUCUGUCCCAGCAUUAGGACAGUGCCAGUUAGUUUGUGUCAUACCAAACAAAUCUGUGCUUCUGCUUCCUCUCUCUGGGGCUGCUGGGUCCAAACAAAACCCCUCUGGAAGGGAAUUCAGUGGAAUUCAGUUUCCUCCUGCAUCUGCCUCUUUGGCUGGUAACUUUUUACCAUCCUUUUAACCAAAGAUAGUCCAUCUGGUGCCCAGGAAAUUACUUGAGAGUUUCUUUGAGCACAUGGCCUAAUGAGGGUUUCUUGGGGAGGAUUACCUGGACACUUGUGCUGAGCACAGGAAGCUGGAAUCGAGCUCAACCCUUUGCUGUGCGUAGUUUGAAUUACAGGUGUGCAAGUGAUCAUUUAAGAGUUCCAUAAAAAUGUUAUGGCCUAACUUAAAUAAGCUUUUGUAGGAGUCAGGUCAAACAGAGAACCUCAGACAACAUUUAUAAUGAUAGCAAAUAUCUAAAAUUACCCGGAGAUCCUCAUGCAGAUACCAGCAAAACAUAUCCAAGUGAUUGUGCACUUGGAAGAUAGCCCAAGUCAGAGGACUGAGCUAUCUCUGUGCUGAUUUGGGCACUAAUAAUCUUUAUUUCACUAGUGAAAGACCAGCAGUUUUUAAGUGCUGGGGAUUCAUGGAGUUAUCUCUGAGAAAUUAAACUAAGAAAAGCAAAUAUUAACUAAAAUAUUGCUUUAUAGGGCAACACUGGAGGUGUUCUACUCUUGUAUUGGAAACCAUAUUAAGGUUCCACACACCUUCACUCUUCUCCCCCAUAAAAAAUUGAAAAUUGCUUCAUAAUGCAGUAAAA